AUUGACCAACCCUAACCCUAUCAGAGCAAAAUCAACAAAGCUUUUCAGCCACCAUCAUUCCCCACCACUAUCGGUGGUGACAACUAGUGAUUGCCAUCCUCGCUUCUCGAAGGUAUUCUCUCCUCCUCGCGUUGUCAAGCCCGAGGGUGCCGUCAAGCCCGGACCUAUCCUCGUCGUUGUCGCCAGAAGGUUGUCAAGGCCGGACCUGUCAUCGUCGUCCUCGAGGCCGAGGGUGCCGUUGUUGCAGCCGAACGUUUCUGUUGCUUGACGUCGCAAACGUCUACUCAGUCUUGUUCUCCUCGCCGUCGCAAACGUGCCUGUUCUCCUCACCAUCGUUCCAGUGCCUCCAGAAGCUUCCUUCCUCCAACAACAAGUUCACCUACAACUGCGACAACCACACCUUCAACUUCCUCGUCGAUAAUGGCUUCAGUUCCUAUUGCGUUUCUAGAGCGAGUGAAGGAUGAUCUUGUUUCCAAAUAUGGUGCCUCCGAUAAGGCCGGUACUAAUGCUGCCACCAACAGCCUUAACAAGGAGUUUGGGUUUGACCAUGGUUCGAUGGCCGGUUCGGUUCUCGCAAUCUUGGUUAUAAGAAAGAAGGGAUGAAUUGGGUUCUUUUUCUCAAAAAGAUUUUACCCUUUUGAUGAAUGAAUCACUUCUUUUUAUAGGUACUUUAAUUAGCUGUUGAAAUUUCCAUCUAUGACCAGCACGUGGUAAGACUUUGGGGACUUCUAGCUUUCAUCACAUUUGAUGACUUUUCAAUGCCAAUGGAGGAAAGCGAACAAACAUCAGGAAGAAGGAUAUUGUGACACCUAGAGCUACAUGUCUGGAUUUUAAGAUAUUAUUAAGUAAGGAAGUAAGGAUAAGUAAGGAUAAGGAUAGUAUUUUGUUCUUAGUUUUGUUAGAAAGAUGCCAGCUUUGAUGUCAUCUAGGUUUCUUCUUCUUGUUGGAGAGUCCUUCCCCAUUAGAAGAGCAUUGGCUACUCAUAAAAAUGCUUCUUCUUUGUUGCACACAAGUAUUCAUUGUAUGAGCCAAGUGGAACCACCCAAUCAUGGUUCCUUAACCCUCUCAAGUGUUGGUUUCCAAGGUGAAGUUGAUAAACCAAUUAACAAAGGUGGCAAGUCUAGCAGUAAGGUAAAGCCAUUGUUGGGUUCAUCCCCUGGGUCCCUUAAGAGCAAAGGCAUAGGGAAACCUAUUGGUUCCAGUGAGAAGAAGAAAGCGUUUGGGAUUGUUGAGAGGAAGAAACAACAAAUCGAGGCUGCCCCAUUUGCAGCAAAAUCCUUCUCUGAACUUGGGUUGCCCCUUGUUCUGAUUGAGAGACUGGAGAAAGAGGGGUUCAGUGUUCCAACUGAAGUUCAGUCUGCAGCUGUUCCUACCAUUCUGCAGAACCAUGAUGUCAUAAUUCAGUCUUACACGGGUUCGGGGAAGACAUUGGCUUAUCUGCUUCCUAUACUAUCAUCUAUUGGUCCACUGAUGAACAAAGUUUCCAAGAGUGCCAGUGGUGGUGAUUCUGGUGGGAAAAUGGGAAUAGAAGCAGUGGUUGUUGCUCCCUCUAGGGAGCUAGGGAUGCAGAUAGUGAGGGAGUUUGAGAAGAUACUAGGAGUGGAGAACAAGAAAGUGGUUCAGCAGCUUGUGGGAGGUGCGAACCGAACUAGGCAGGAAGAAGCUCUCAAGAAGAAUAAACCUGCCAUUGUUGUUGGCACACCUGGUAGGAUAGCGGAACUUAGUGCAGCAGGGAAGCUUCGGACACAUGGCUGUCGCUAUUUGGUAUUGGAUGAAGUUGAUGAGCUCUUGUCAUUCAAUUUUCGGGAGGACAUGCACCGGAUAUUGGAGCAUGUAGGCAGGAGAUCAGGUGCAGACCUGGAUCCAAAUGUCAAAAGGACUGAGCGUCAGUUAAUUAUGGUGUCUGCAACUGUGCCGUUUUCUGUUGUAAGAGCAGCGAGAAGCUGGGGAUGUGAUCCACUUCUCGUCCAAGCUAAGAAAGUUAUCCCGCUUGAUACUGUCUCGCCUUCGGGCCCUAUCAAUUUGUCAAUGCCUUCAGUCGGUUCUACUCCAGACCCAACUAAACCAUCUCAGGCAUCAGUAGAGAGUUUGCCUCCGGCUUUGAAACACUAUUACUGUGUAGCGAGGUUACAGCAUAAGGUCGAUACCAUGAGAAAGUGUAUUCAUGCCCUGGAUGCAAAAGUUGUAAUAGCUUUCAUGAACAACACUAAGCAACUAAAGGAUGUCGUCUUCAAGCUGGAGGCCCGUGGAAUGAAAGCGGCAGAGUUGCAUGGGGAUCUUGGGAAGCUUGCUAGGUCAUCAACUUUGAAGAAAUUCAAGAAUGGCGAGGUGAGAGUUCUGGUGACAAAUGAAUUAUCAGCUAGAGGUUUGGAUGUGGCAGAAUGUGAUCUCGUGGUUAAUCUGGACUUACCUACGGAUUCAACUCACUAUGCACACCGAGCAGGCCGAACUGGUCGGCUUGGUAGGGAUGGUACAGUGCUGACCAUAUGUGAAGAGUCCGAAGUGUUUAUUGUGAAGAAAAUGGAGAAGCAGCUUGGAGUAACUGUGGCGUUCUGCGAUUUUGUUGAGGGAAAGAUGCUUGUCAACCAAGAAGAGAAAGCACUCAGCACUUCAAGAAAAUGAGGUUUAGUUGAGGUUUACAAAGCUAUACUCUAGGUUUUAGCUCUUGCAUGUUUUCAAGAAUAGACAACUUCUACUUGCAAGUGCAUACUCUCAAACAAAAACUCACCUUAUAAUUUACGUUGUAAGUCAAGUAUGUCAUCAACUAUAGUUGACAGAGUCCCUCUCAUCUGCAUCUUUCUUUUUCCUCAUAUCUGAUUGUUGUUAUCAAGUUCUUAUAAUGUUUCAAAUCUGAAUUCAGUUUUUCUU
This is a messenger RNA of Arachis stenosperma, 2868 nucleotides long. RefSeq names its product DEAD-box ATP-dependent RNA helicase 47, mitochondrial. The transcript is spliced from 4 exons. Gene Ontology annotation, molecular function: RNA helicase activity; ATP binding; RNA binding. The record is from RefSeq and is a predicted model, not a curated record. The coding region runs from base 907 to 2622 and encodes 571 amino acids. NCBI's taxonomy places the organism in Eukaryota, Viridiplantae, Streptophyta, Magnoliopsida, Fabales, Fabaceae.